Molecule: messenger RNA, 492 nt
Organism: Penicillium lagena
Lineage: Eukaryota; Fungi; Ascomycota; Eurotiomycetes; Eurotiales; Aspergillaceae
Exons: 2
Coding region: 1-492 (163 amino acids)
Source: RefSeq, a predicted model, not a curated record
AUGCCAAAAACUGGUUUUCGGCGGGUUUUGGCGAGGUCUCAAUACGAGCUAUACGAUGUUGUACUGCAGAGUGUGCCAUAUACGCUUGACCUACUUUAUACUUGUUUGUGCUGGCGGCUACGCCACCUGCAGCUUCCCCGUCAUGCUGAAAUUCGGAAGACUAUUGGCUCGGGUUCUCGGAUAGUGGAUGAUUCCUUUCAUCGGCAAUAUCUAUACCAGUGGAUGUAUGCAGAGAAACUUGUCACCAGCAUGACAAGGGUCAAAGCUGUCCGCGAGGCUGUGUCACUGUUCUCACAUCAGAAAAAGGAGCUGCACCUUAAGCGCAAGAGGGCCAUCUCAUUCGACCGACAGCGCCCGAGGUGGACGGCUGGUGUCCUACUGACGUGGCCAGCAGCUUGCAGCUUUGCAUGCCAGUCUGGACGCAACACGGGCCUGCCUUGCCGACAAGUAAGACGCUCUUUCUUUUCCCUCUGGUGGCUUGAGCGCUUGUGA